CUGGGUGUGCGCGUUAUGGCGCCGGUACCGCGCUCGCGUACUUUUCCGCUUGGCCCCUGAAAGUUUCGAGUCUGUCCGGCCGUGGACCCGCAAGCGCGUACCACCAUGGAGUCUGACCACUGCUGACCAAACAGCCACCGAGGGCUGAAGUUCUAAGCUUCUCUCCGCACCCAGGCAGGGGGCACAGAGCCAGGAAAGGCGGACUCAGCAUGGCUUCCACCAGCGCAGAGAGCCAGCUCCAGAGAAUCAUCCGAGAUUUGCAAGGUGCUGUGACAGAACUAAGCAAAGAAUUUAAGGAAGCAGGAGAACCCGUCACAGAUGACAGCACCAGCUUGCAUAAGUUUUCUUAUAAACUUGAGUAUCUCCUGCAAUUCGAUCAGAAAGAGAAGGCCACCCUCCUGGGCAACAAGAAGGACUACUGGGAUUACUUCUGUGCCUGCCUGGCCAAGGUGAAAGGAGCCAAUGAUGGGAUUCGAUUCGUCAAGUCUAUCUCAGAGCUCCGAACAUCUCUGGGGAAAGGAAGAGCAUUUAUUCGCUAUUCCUUGGUGCACCAGAGGUUGGCAGACACCUUACAGCAGUGCUUCAUGAACACCAAAGUGACCAGUGACUGGUACUAUGCAAGAAGCCCCUUUCUGCAGCCAAAGCUGAGCUCUGACAUUGUGGGUCAGCUCUACGAGCUGACGGAGGUACAGUUUGACCUGGCAUCGAGGGGCUACGACUUGGAUGCUGCCUGGCCGACAUUCGCCAGGAGGACACUGGCCACUGGCUCUUCCGCUUACCUGUGGAAACCCCCCAGCCGCAGCUCCAGCAUGAGCAGUUUGGUGAGCAGCUACCUGCAGACUCAGGAGAUGGCCUCCAACUUUGACCUGAACAGUCCCCUGAACAACGAGGCACUGGAGGGCUUUGACGAGAUGCGGGUGGAGCUGGACCAGCUGGAGGUACGGGAGAAGCAGCUGCAGGAGCGCGUGCAGCAGCUGGACAGAGAGAACCAGGAGCUGAGGGCAGCCGUCAGCCUGCAGAGGGAGCAGCUGCAGAUGGAGGGAGAGAGAGGAUGCGCCCCAGCAGAAGACAGCAUUCGCCUCACUUGCAUGGCGGCCGAGCUCCAGAAGCAGUGGGAGGCCACCCAGAACACGGUGAAGGAGCUGCAGACAUGCCUGCAGGCCCUGGAGCUGGGUGCAGCAGAGAAGAAGGAGGACUACCAUGCAGCCCUACAGCGGCUGGAGUCUGUGCUGCAGCCCCUGGCGCAGGAGCUCGAGGCCACUCGGGACUCACUGGGCAAGAAGAACCGGCAUUUAGCCAGUGUCCCAGACUGGCUGGCUAUGGCUGAGCAGAAGGCAGAUACGGCACCAGACACAAAGGGGCAGCAAGAGCCCAUCCCCAGUGACGCGGCCCUGGAGAUCCAAGAGCUGGGGGAGAAGCUUCGAGCCCUAGAAAGGGAGAAUACCAAGGUCCAGGAGCUCAACAGACAGCAGAGUGCCCAGCUGGAGCAGCUGGCCAAGGAGCUGCAGCUAAAGGCGGAGGCCCAGGCCAGCCUGGAGUGCCUGGUGAAAGAGAUGGCCCCACUCCGGGAAGAGCUGUCUGGGAAAGGGCAGGAGGCAGCCCAGCUCCGGCAACAGCUGCAGGAGUCACUGGCCCACUCGAGCUCCCUGGAGAAGGAACUAGCGGAGGUGAGGCGGGAGGAACAGCGGCAGCAGGAGGAAAAAGAGCUGCUGGAACAGGAGGCCAGGUCUCUGACCCGGCAGCUACAGUUCCUGGAGACCCAGCUGGCACAGGUGAGCCAGCAUGUGAGCGACCUCGAGGAGCAGAAGAAGCAGCUUAUACAGGACAAAGACCACCUGAGCCAGAAGGUGGGGAUGCUGGAGCAGCUUGCUGGGCAGCCAGGCCCAGAGCUGCCCGUGGUGGAUGAGAAGAAUGAGGCUCUGGUCCCUCUGAACUCCACACUGCAACAGGCCUGCGAGAAGCCAGAGGAGGAGCAGAGGGACCUGCAGGAGGAACAGAAGGACAAUACCAAGGUGCAAGGAUGCAGCCAGGAGGAGGAGCUCCGGCAGGCCAACAAGGAGCUGGAGAAGGAGCUGCAGGAGGUGCUUGGGCGCAACCAGCUUCUGGAGAGCAAGCUGCAGGCCCUGCAGACUGAUUACCAGGCACUGCAGCAGCGGGAGGCAGCCAUCCAGGGCUCCCUGGCCUCCCUAGAAGCUGAGCAGGCCAGCAUCCGGAACUUGGGCGAACACAUGGAGGCAAGCCUGCUGGCUAUAAAGAAGGCCAAGGAAACCAUGAGAGCCCAGGUGGCAGAGAAGGAGGCCGCCCUGCAGAGCAAGGAGGACGAGUGCCGGCAGCUGCGGGAGGAGGUGCAGCAGUGCCGGCAGCUGGCGGAGGCCCGGCACAGGGAGCUCAAGACUCUUGAGAACCAGUGCCACCAGCAGAGCCAGCCGAUUGAGGCCCUCACAGCAGAAAAAGACCAGGAGAGGCUUGUUCCCCACCAAGAUGAUGCAACCCAUGAGCUGGCAUCCCAGCAGGCCCUGUCUCAGGCGCAGCUGGAAGUCCAUCAAGGGGAGGCCCAGCGGCUGCAGGCUAAGGUGGUAGACCUCCAGACCAAGCUCUGGGCAGCCCUGGAUGACAGGGACAAGGUACAGAGCCAGCUGAGUGUGGCUGAGGAAGUCCUGAGGGAGCAUAAGACCCUCGUGCAGCAGCUGAAGGAGCAGAAUGAAGCCCUCAACAGGGCCCAUGUCCAGGAGCUGCUGCAGUGCUCAGAGCGUGAAGGGGUGCUGCAGGAGGAGAGGGCCGGUGAGGCUCAGCAAAGGGAGGAGGAGCUGUGGGCCCUGCGGGAGGAGCUGUCCCAGGCAAAGUGUAGCUCCAAGGAAGCCCAGCUGGAGCACGCUGAGCUACAGGAGCAGCUGCACCGGGCCAACACGGACACGGCCGAGCUCGGCAUCCAGGUCUGCGCACUGACUGCAGAGAAGGAGCGGGUGGAGGGGGCUUUGGCCUGUGCUGCCCAGGAGCUCCGGGACUUCAAAGAGGCGGCCUCAAGGGAGCGGGAGGGCCUGGAACGCCAAGUGGCAGGGCUGCAGCGAGAGAAGGAGAGCUUGCGGGAGAAGCUGGAGGCAGCCGAGAAGGCAGCCAGUUUGCUGCCCGGCCUGCAGGCCCAGCUGGCCCAGGCUGAGCAGCGGGCUCAGAGCCUCCAGGAGACUGCGCACCAGGAGCUCGACACCCUCAAGUUCCAGCUGAGUGCCGAGAUCAUGGACUACCAGAGCAGACUUAAGACUUCCAGCGAAGAGUGCACGAGCCUCAGGGGCCGGCUUGAGGAGCAGAGCCGGCAGCUGCAGGCUGCCGAGGGGGCCGUGGGGAAGCUGAAGGCUGCCCGGGCUGACAUGGAAGAGAAGCUGAGCUGCAGCAGCAGCCGUCUUGCAGAGUGCCAGGCCACCAUGCUGAGGAAGGACAAGGAGGGGGCCGCACUGCGGGAAGACCUGGAAAGGACCCAGAAGGAGCUUGAAAAAGCCACAGUGAAAAUCCAAGAGUAUUACAAUAAGCUCUGCCAGGAGAUGACAAACCGGGAGCAGAAUGACCAGAAGAUGCUUGCUGACCUGGAUGACCUGAACAGAACCAAGAAGUACCUCGAGGAGCGGCUGAUAGAGCUGCUCAGGGACAAGGAUGCUCUCUGGCAGAAGUCAGACGCUCUGGAAUUCCAACAGAAGCUUAGUGCCGAGGAGAGGUGGGUUGGGGACACUGAAGCGAACCACUGCCUGGACUGCAAGCGGGAGUUCAGUUGGAUGGUGCGACGGCACCAUUGCAGGAUAUGUGGCCGCAUCUUCUGUUACUACUGCUGCAACAACUAUGUCCUGACCAAGCACAGUAACAAGAAGGAGCGCUGCUGCCGAGCCUGUUUCCAGAAGCUCAGUGAAGGCCGUGGCUCCCCUGAUAGCACUGGCUCAGGCACUAGCCAGGGAGAGCCCAGCCCCAGCGUGUCACCAGCCCACACUGGACCCCAGCCCACAGGAGGCCAAGGAGCAAACACAGACUGCAGGCCACCGGAUGAUGCUGUGUUUGAUAUCAUCACAGAUGAGGAGUUGUGCCAGAUACAGGAGUCCGGCUCCUCCUUGCCUGAAACACCCACGGAAACUGAUUCUCUUGACCCAAAUGUGGCUGAACAGGAUACCACGUCAAACUCGAUAACUCCUGAGGACACCGAAGACAUGCCUGUGGGGCAGGAUGCAGAAAUCUGCUUGCUAAAGUCUGGAGAACUGAUGAUCAAAUUACCCCUCACAGUGGAAGAGAUCGCCAACUUUGGGGAGGGCAGCAGGGAGCUGUUUGUGAGGUCCGGUACCUACAGCCUGAUCCCCGUCACCGUGGCUGAGGCAGGCCUCACCGUCAGCUGGGUCUUCUCCUCCGACCCCAAGAGCAUCUCCUUCAGUGUGGUCUUCCAGGAGGCUGAGGACGCGCCCCUGGACCAGUGCAAGGUCCUCAUUCCCAUGACCCGCUGCAAUUCCCACAAGGAGAACAUUCAGGGCCAGCUCAAGGUCCGCACCCCGGGCGUCUACAUGCUCAUCUUCGACAACACCUUCUCAAGGUUUGUUUCCAAAAAAGUGUUUUAUCACUUGACGGUUGACCGGCCUGUGAUCUACGAUGGCAGCGAUUGCCUGUAGCCCCAAGCACCGGGAUUUCAGCAGCUUCACUUCACCCAUAGGAAACACUACUUUUCCUCACCUGUCACGUAAAGGACAAAAAAAAAAAAAAAAAAGGCAGCUGCUCCAAAGCUCAUCCGCACUGCAGCUCUGGAAGAGGCCCCGGCUGCUGCUCAGAAUCCGUAUGGUGCACCCGUCACUCUCAGCCCCCGUCCCCACUGAUUGGGGACCCAGCGGUCCUCACACCCAGGGGCUGCUUUGCCGUCAGCCUCUCCUGGGACCACAGUUGGUCACAGGCCUGCAGAGAAUUUACAGGCCAGAGGUGAGCCCACCGUCUGCCCUGGGAAACAGACGCCCUGCUCUGCCCCAUGCAGGGCCCGGCAUCUGGUGACCAUGAGCCAAGUGCCCUGGCCACACCCUGUGAGUCCUCGGGCCGUGAGGCCCUCAGGUACUCCCAGGAAAAAGAAAGAGGCCCAGGGCCACCGUUCCAGUCAGGGUGCUGGGGUGCCCUCCUGAGAGCUCAGCAAGCCUCCUGCUGCCACGGGCCCGUCCCUCACUGCCCCAGUAAGUGGGGAGCUGCUCCAAGCUCAGCAAUUUUGGUGGAACCUCUAAGCUGCACCUUCCUCUUGACCCUUCUGUCUGUGGGGUUCCAUCCUCAAACAAAACCCUUCCCAGGCCAGGCCUCUCCACAGCUCAAAGCACUGCCCAAAGAGUCAGAACUGAAGAUAAUUUGAAAAACAAAAUGCACCCUACUGAGGGCCUGCGGUGGCUGUGUGUACACUACGACUAAAGCCCAAAUACUGGCCAGUGUUGACACCAUGACCGGAGAGCAGAAUUGUGCACUGGCCUUAGGGCUCACUCCUCUGCUGGUGGCCUGUCUUCGUUUAUAUAAAUAAGUGCUUCUGCCACACCUGCAGACACACGUUUACUAAUGAUCAUAACCAGGGUAAGAACCACUUGCAAAAACUGGGGCCUUCUUAACAAAAGUCUUUGGUGACUUAAGUAUCACAGCAACUGAGUAAACAGUGGCACACACAGUUAACAUGUGCGUGAUUGAAUCUUCAUGCACACACAGUUAACAUGUGCCUGAUUGAAUCUUCGUCCCCGACAGCCUAUAUACCCACUUCCUGCUGCUCAGCCUGCACCUGACAGCCAGGAGACAUUGCUCCUCGAGGCAGAGGGAUCCUGUUUCCUCUUCCUGAACAAGAAUUAGAUAAUCUUCCUGUUCUCUGUGGUCCUUUUCUUCUCCUACCACAGAGAACUCACCUUUGAUGGCCUCUUUGUCCCUUGUUCACAGAGCCACCUGCCUACACUCAGGCCCCAGAUACUUCCACAGGUGAGCCGAGCAUAUGACAAAAGGGCUCACUUUGGCCAGGGAUGAGGGAGAGAGCACUGACAGGUUGAAGAUCUGAGGGCCGGGCCUGGCUAUUCCUCCGGCCAGCCUUGUGACCCAGAACCAGUCACACCACCUCUCAGAGCUCCACUUUGUCAUUCAUAAACUUAGUCUGACCAAUUGUGAGGUCUGAGAAUAGGCCAGGGACUCCAGUGCAAGUCCAGCAGAGACCCCAAACCCACUGCAAACCAGCAGCCACAACCUCACCACCAGCAAAAAGGAUUCUCAUGGGCCCACAAGUAAGAGGAGACAAUUUCUUAAAUGGAUGCAGACCUUUAAUCCAGAGAGUUGGGCACUUCCAGUCAGUUUAAGCAGGGAAUGGGGGAUGGUGUGAACAGAACCUUCAAAGAGGCCCAGAGAAAAGCUGGACCUCUUGCGUUCUCUUUCUGUGGAGCAGCCUCCUCUGGUAGAAAGACAUCAGAUGCUCUAUCAUCUCCUCCUGGCCAAGACCCUGACUGUGCUUAGCACUGGAACAGAAAGCAGCCAGGCCCCCAGAGGCUCUCCCUAGCCUCAUGUUCAUCCUCACAGCCUGAUGAUUCAAGACCAAAUUAUCCUGCCUUUGAAUCUACCAUCUUGCAAAGGAUAAUCAGAAGUCAGCUUAUUCACUAUAAGAAAGAAACUAACAAAAGAGAACCCAGAGCAGUCUAGAAUCUUAUUUUAAGUGCUUAGUUUUCCCAGGAUACCUUGGAGACUCUGGCCAAGCCGUUGGCCUUCUGCUAGUGUCACCACCACCAUGUACAACAACCAGAACUCCAUUCAUGGAGUAGCUGAUGUGUUUGGGGCCUGUGAAGGGCCUGAGAUCCAUUCUGAACAUCUGUCACUCAUCACAGCAGGGGACCACUUGCAGCUUAAAAGCAACCUGGCUCUUAGAAACCAGCCCAGAACCAACCAUCCUUCCAGGAGAGCCAGGGCCUCUUGGUGCACCACCUCCAACAUCGACUGCUGUUGCAUGAGAAAGGCGUUUGCUGCAUCCAGAGGGCUGCUAGUGCCCCGGUGGUCACUUCCUAACUCUUUGGUUUCAUUCACAUAUUUAACUUCUGUGCUGGAUGGACAUUUGUACUUACUAGUUUACUGUUCAAGCUCAAGAUUGCUGUGCACUAUGCAGCUAGAGAACAUCUUGGCCUAUUUAAGUAUGGCUUUUAUAAAUAGCUUUAUUCUUAAACAGGUUCCCAGCUUUACCGAGGAUUGAGGACUGGGGUACCUUGAAAAAAAUGCAAAUAACAGUUGAAGAACCACUGCUGAAGGCGGUUGCCUGGCUAGACUGAAUUACACUAGAAGUAAGCAAGAUUGGGAUCCCAGAUCACUAUUUUCUUAAAUUAAAAAAAAAAAAAAAGCAGCCCUUCAGUGGCCCAGCUCUCUGAAUAACAGUCACGUUUUAGUAUUUAUACUAGCUGCCUUGUUCACGACUGCCACUGAACCACUUGUCACCUUCACCUGAGAACACACAACCUCUGUCUUAUCCACAAACAAGCAAGCAUGUUUGGCGUCGUGUCUCCAGGUCCGGGUGGACGCCACAGGGCACCUCCGACUUGAGCACACGGGACCCCACGAGCAGGCAGAGACACUUGCAAGCAGGAAUCUAGAACUGAAAAACCACAGGGUUUGGAAAGUAGAAAGGAAAAGCCACGUGAUACAACUCAGAGAUCAAUGAGAUGGUGUUUCUGAAAUUUUUCAAUUGUCACCUAAGGUGGUAAAGCCAUUCCAGGCCCAAAUGAAAGGAAAUCCCAUUUGGGGAUGAAAUCACAGUCUGCAUUUUAUGAUAUGGUUACAUGUCCACUGAGACAGUUUUAGAGGAGUUUCUUUUUUAAAAGUACACCUUGGCAGUUCUACAUGUGGAAAUUCUUUAGGCCAGGAAACCAUCCUUGGCUCUGAGAUGUUGGGAAUCAAAGUGUGGAGAAGCCAUCUGUGAUGCGUAGAACCAAGGCUCAUUGUCAAAUACACAAAGACCGUUGAGACAGCCAUUAAGGUUUAUAAAACACUUAACCAAAAACACACUUCUUAGUAAAUCCUUGGUAAAUUCUCAUUUCGUUGUGGUUCUUCCAAGGAAACAGAGAAGACUGAAUUCAUAACUCCUUUUGUCCCCUUAAACACUUUUAAAAUAAUAAAGUAUAUCUUUAAAUUUCGGGAGGCAUCUCUGAUAGAAAGGCUAACUUAGAACCUUAGGACGUGUUAUCCAGAGAUGCUCUGCCUCUGGUGGCUGCAGAGCAUCACCCAAGCCUCAGUUGGAAGGCUGAACAUUGGACUUGCACUUUAAUAGAUUAAUCCUCAAUUCGCGAGGCCUUAUGGGAUGGCAGGUCUGGGAACCCAAUUCAUUCUUAUCUGCCAAAGAAUUACCCAGAAGCACAUCAAAUACCACACCCUACCUGCACAUCGGGGGUGAGAAACUUUUGUAUCCCAAAACAUACUUUUAUAGUAUCUGCUAUGCCAUUCGGAAAUAUUCUAUUUUUUAACCUCAGAAUUUAAAUAAAGUGAACACUAUGACAUUUAAAGUGAA
This is a messenger RNA of Lemur catta (Ring-tailed lemur), 8503 nucleotides long. RefSeq names its product FYVE and coiled-coil domain autophagy adaptor 1 (gene FYCO1). Gene Ontology annotation, molecular function: metal ion binding. Bases 210 to 4637 code for a protein of 1475 amino acids. Gene Ontology annotation, biological process: plus-end-directed vesicle transport along microtubule; positive regulation of autophagosome maturation. The transcript has 18 exons. Lineage: Eukaryota; Metazoa; Chordata; Mammalia; Primates; Lemuridae. The record is from RefSeq and is a predicted model, not a curated record. Gene Ontology annotation, cellular component: late endosome; lysosome; autophagosome.